CCGGAACACUUCUUUUUAACAGCAUGGUCUCGAGCUUGAUUAUCAGACAUCUGCAGUCAGACCGUGAGUUUGGAGAGUAAAGGGUUAAAGACAUAGCCCUCCGUUUGGGAAGACGCUGCUGGGGUAUGUAACCCCCCCCUUACACAAACAGACGGUGGCCUCUGCUCGGACACACUGACAGUAACACAGUCUGUUCCACUUUCUCUGAACAAGCUCACAGUCAUGUUACGGUAACUACAGCGGACCAAGUCUGCUGCCCGGCUCGGCUGAGUCCGUCCUCUCCUUCCUCUUCACCGCUGCGAAUCCAAGCCAAGACACCCGAGGAUGUACGGAGGGACACGGGGUAGCAAAGGUCAGCGGGCCGGUUCGCUGCUCUCAUCGGUGAUAAAGUAGACACUAUUUGUCUUAAUAGGAACGGAUUUUUCUCGCAUGAACCCGGGAAGGAAUAGGCUCUGUUUCGGGGUAUUGUCAGAGACCCAGGAUGAGGAGCCCCACAGUCCCUCGGAUGGUUUUUGCCUUGUGUCUUGGAUGUUUCAUUAUGGUGCUCCUCUACUUCAACAGCAGUCUAAAGCUAGCCUCAGAGCCUCUCGGUGACAGGAGCAGUGGGCAGAAGUCAAGGAGGAGUCCUCUACAGACGCUUUAUGAUGGCGACCAGGUGGAGUCCGCAGUGCAGGCGAUCCAUCAAGGCCGUCGGGAGGUGUUAGAAGAAGCCUGCCGCUCCUACACCCGGAAACGCAGAGUUCUUAUCCCAGAGGACCUGAAGCACGUCAUCGUGGAUGACCAGCAUGGCUUGCUGUAUUGCUACGUCCCCAAAGUGGCCUGCACCAACUGGAAACGGGUGCUUAUGGUUCUGACUGGUGCAGCUGGAUCCCACCAAGACCCACUAUCAAUCCCUGCAAACGAGGCCCAUGUUCCAGGAAACCUCCGCACUCUGUCGGAGUACUCCACCUCCCAGAUCAACCAGCGCCUGCGCUCCUACCUUAAGUUCGUCUUUGUCCGUGAGCCUUUUGAGCGGCUGGUGUCCGCCUACCGCAACAAAUUUACCCGAAGCUACAACACAGCUUUUCAUAAACGAUAUGGCACAAAGAUAGUGCAGCGGCACAGACCCAAUCCACAGGCUGAGGCUCUGGAGAGAGGGAACGAUGUCUCCUUUGCGGAGUUUGUGUAUUACCUUGUAGACCCGGCCACCCAGCGAGAAGAGCCCUUCAAUGAGCACUGGGAGCGGGUGCAUUCGUUGUGCCACCCCUGCCUCAUCCACUACGAUGUGGUGGGGAAGUACGAGACGCUGGAGCAGGACUCCCGCUAUGUGCUUCAGCUGGCUGGGGUGGAUAGUAAGGUCAGUUUUCCCACCUCGUCUAAAAGCACAAGGACUACAGGAGACAUGGCGGCCCAGUUCUUCCAAAACAUCAGCCCCUUCUACCAGAAGAAGCUGUACAACCUGUAUCGCAUGGACUUCCUGCUCUUUAAUUACUCUGUUCCAGCCUACCUCAAUUUCAGAUGAGGCUGGGACUGUGUUUUUAGGCUCACCACGGACCACUGCAAAAAUGUUUGCUGAUUGGACUCAAAAGUAAUUUAAUGACUUUUUACAGACAAGUUCAUCAGGCACACAGAGGAUAUAAAAGGAAUUAAAACAAUCUGAAAAAACUAUUUACUGUAAAAUGAUUCAGUGGAUUUGGGUCACUGACAUUGAAUGUGCUAUGCUAUUUAAAUUCUGGAUGAACUUUGGGUUUUCUUCUGUUAUAAAUGUGUUAUUUUCUUUAAAUGUAACCUAUGAGAGAUUUUAAGUAUUGCAGUCUUCAUUGAAUGUCUACAGAUGUAUGUGCCUUUAAAUGAGCCUUUUUUUCAACCAAGCAGACAACAUUUUUAACUGUGACUCUUUAUUUUUGUGCUGCAGGAAAAGACUGAUGUGCAACAAUGGUUCUGUCUUAAUUUAUUGUGUUGCCUUUUACUGCUUAAGGGUGAAAAAAAACCUUUUUAACAGUUUCUGUUACAAUUUUCAAAUAAAUCUAAUACAGCAAGAA
Messenger RNA from Cheilinus undulatus (humphead wrasse), 2021 nucleotides. RefSeq names its product carbohydrate sulfotransferase 11-like. Gene Ontology annotation, biological process: carbohydrate biosynthetic process; proteoglycan biosynthetic process. The transcript is spliced from 3 exons. The coding region runs from base 482 to 1501 and encodes 339 amino acids. Gene Ontology annotation, cellular component: membrane. Gene Ontology annotation, molecular function: sulfotransferase activity. The record is from RefSeq and is a predicted model, not a curated record. NCBI's taxonomy places the organism in Eukaryota, Metazoa, Chordata, Actinopteri, Labriformes, Labridae.